Messenger RNA from Nomia melanderi (Alkali bee), 4574 nucleotides. RefSeq lists its product as uncharacterized. Lineage: Eukaryota; Metazoa; Arthropoda; Insecta; Hymenoptera; Halictidae. The record is from RefSeq and is a predicted model, not a curated record.
CACCAUUCCACCAUCUUGCACGCUAGUAAACCGCAACACGAACCUGGUGAACUUCUUAUUACACGAUCAAAAAAAAAAGAGGAAUUACAAGUGCAAAUUGCCGUCUGCAAAAUGUAGACUUCAACCGAGUGUAUACGUAUAGAUGCUUCUUGGCGUAUCCAGGAUAGAACGUGGAAUGGCUGACGACGUAAUGCACUGGAUGGUUUGAUUUUCUGCUCGUGAAAGAGGUGGAAGCCCGAGGGCAACCACCCCGCCUCGAAAGAAACUCAUAACUUUAUUGUCAUCGAUUCGUGAACUUGUCUUCCCUGGAAGAAGCACGACGCUUUGGAGUACUUGGAUUUACGGAAAGACCCCAUUGACGUUCGCCCGUCUCUAACUUGUCACUUAAAAAUGCAUUCGCAGUCCUCGUGCGAUUGUUAUUGCAAAAUUCGCGAGCCGACCGUGCGACACAGAAACGAGAUUCAGUCUGACAGGAGCCGGGUUAAGCUCGUGACAUCGAGAACUUCCGUUUCCAAGGCGGACACCAUCAGAAGCGGAAGGAAAGCACCGUUCACACCUGCAAAUCCUAUCAAUGAUGACCAGCUUGAUACUAAAAGAUCCACGGUUACACUUCCGAUUUCUCCAGUCCUUAGUCCGGAAACAUCGGCAGCUCUCGAAGACGUGGACAGAUUGGUCAAAGAUGCGGAAAUCCAAAUCAAAGCAAUUAACAUGGCCACCGACUGUACUGGUUUACGAAGACCCAUGAACGCGUAUCCGGACGAAAUAUCCUUAGACGACGAAAACGAUCAACUGUUGUACGUUCGUGAACGUGUGGCUUACAAAUUCCAAGAAGCGAACGGUUGGAUCGACGUGAAUCACGCGGUUCAGAAAAACGAAGAGAUAUCGGACGAGGGAAGCGUUCCGUUUAAGCCGAAGAAAAUCACCGACUUCUCUGCGCCGAAAUUCAAAACCUUCGAAGAACGCUACAAGGAAUUCCCGAAGCGCGGACCGUUCGGAAUCCAGGAUCUAGGAAUUCCAAGCGGGAGUGCGCAAAACAAAGAGGGAUCGAAGGAGCCUAACGAAAUACCGAAUCUCGAGAGAAACACGAAGAUGAACACUUUUUCCGUGCAGUCUUGUCCGCCAGUGAACAUCGAGAGGGAACUAACGGCACAAAAUUUAGAAAGUAUUCAUAUACCCCCCGACGCAUCUUUUUAUCAAGAAAACGCCAACAUUGGAACCUACGUAGCAUCCCAUAAUCCUUGGAACAGAAGUCAGGCACCGAUUCGCAAAGAGAAAUUUGCGAAAAUAUCGGAAGAGCUUAACGAAGCUACAAGCAACAGAAAAUCGAGUGAAAAGCAAAAGAAGAAGAGUGCAAAAGCGAGCAAGGAUACAGAAAACAGCGUCGAGUCGGCGCGUAGUUCAGUUUCGAAAGAAAAAUCGGAAGUUUCGGAAGGAUCUAGUAGAACUUGGUCAGGCAACAACGAAGAGGGUGCAGAAAAUGUGGAAAAGUUGGAUGAGGUACCAGAGAGGGUAGCAGUUGCUGAUCGAAACGAGGAACAUGUAAAAUCGGUAGCUGUAGAGGAUGUCGCUGUGGGUCCUGACUAUCGAAAAGUAGAGGAUCGAGAGGUGCAAGUGGAAAUUGAAAUGGUCGAACGAAAGAUGAAUGAUAGAGCAACGAAGGCUACUAUCAGUGGCAAAGGUGAGCAGAAACAGGUACGGUUUAACGAAGAAGUCUUAGAAAGGGUUGAACAAUUGGAUGAAGAAGAUACCAAAAGAAACGAUAAAGAAAAAAGUUCAACUUCGAUACAAGACGUAGAAAUGCCGGAGUUUAUUGAAUCGGAAGAAGAUGAAAUCGUUUUGAAGGAAAAUUUUGAUGGAUACCAAAGUACACCGACUUCAAAAGCAAUUACAGUACACAAAGAUACCUUGGCAUUGCGUAAACGGGAUGAAAAAGAACUCAAGAAGAAGAAAAAGAAAAUUUCUGAUGCGGAGAAUCGUGAAGAGGAACAUUUUAAACUCGUCGACCAACGUUUCGCUAAUCUUCUUCACAAAUAUUGCGAUUGGAAUGAGAAAAAUGUCGAAGACACCAGUGUUCUUGCAUCCUCUAGUGCUGAUUCAUCCGGUACGAGUUCGGGAGAUUCAGUUGUUUCGGAUGAAUUGUACUAUCCGUCCUUCGACAACUUGGAUAACGUGUUGCAAGCUUACAGCAAGAUAAUCGACGAUGUUUCAAAAUCAUCGAGAACGAUCGACGAAUAUCUAUCUAGGCCGGAACUCGAGGAAUUUCUGCAACACGACGUAACCGCUGAAAGCAGCGAAUCUCUAGCUUCCGUGCAGUUCAACCGAAGAAAGGUCGAGAUGCCAAAGAAGAAUCCCUCCUAUUAUUUACAACCUAAACAGAACACAGAAAGGAGGAACAAAGACUUAGUCAAAGAUCACAUGGCUGUGAAGCACGAACAUACAAAUAAAGAACAUCGAUCCUGUGUAACGAUGAGUCGAGUUAAAAGCAAAAAGUCCACGCCACUGAAAGCGACUGGAAACAAUAAACAUGGUAAUAAUUCUAGAUAUAAACCUGUCCUGCCAAAAAGCUCGUUUAAAGAUCCAUCGCAAAUUGAUUUGAAAGUUGCAACGCGAUUUGAUUCGAGGACGUUAUUGGACGAAGAAACGGAAUUAAGCGGAACGAGCUACGGCGAAAUUGUAAAACAUAUCCAUGGAAAAGAGUCAAAUACUUCUAAAGCGCCCCGUCUCUGGAAUUCAAGUGUCUUUCUAGUUAAUGAUGAAAGUUCAAGCUCGACUUCUUCCACUAAUCGUUCGUCUUUGAAAACAGAUGCGCGGAGUGUCAGCGAAAAGAAAGUGGAAGAAGCUUCGGAAAUCUUGAUUGACAGCGUCGCUGAAGAGGCUGCGAGUCUGCGAUCCAAUAUGGCGUCCGAGCAAGACGUCGGAAGGAAAGAAAAGGGUAAUUUCGAUUAUCCACCAGCCGACGUAGCGUUCUCCGAUAUUUUCCGGCAAGGAUUUCCGGGAUUGACAGACGCAACGAAGAUCACUGAGCAUUUGAUUGAUCGUGUACUCAAAGAGGAGACCAAGAACAUCGAAGAUAAAAUCAAGAAUGCGUUCAACGUCAACGAAAUCAUACCUGUAUUGAUGAAAAGUUUGCUAGAACAUUUACAAAAAGAUGCAACCAGCUCUCCGCAGAACCUGGAAUUGCUAAUUUCGGAGAAUGUGUCGGUGAACAAUGUCGAGUCGAACAUUCACGAGAUAGAAACCACGCGCGUGACGUCUCCCAAUGAGUCUGAGAAGGAGAACUUGAGAACAGGGUUUCAAGCUGAUAACGUGGAAACGAUUGAAAACAAUGAGAAAAUAGCUGACAAAAAUACUACCAAUGAAUUCACUAGUGAAAAUAUUAAGAUUGAUCUCGUCGACAAGUCUGCAAGUCGAAAUUCCAACGCUGAAGGAACUAUGUCACACUCCAAGAACUCGAUUGACGAAUUGGGUAAAGUUAAUUCUAACAGUGUGUCGUUAAAAGAACUUUCGGGCACAGAGAAUAGAAAUACGGAUUCGAAUAGAAGCGUGAAGAACACUGUAGAAGACAGUGAGAAUUUGAAGCAGAAAGGAUAUAGUGCUGGAAGUGUUGCUUCCGCGAAGAACGUUUCAAGCAUUGUCGACGAAAAAACGAAAAACAAAGAGGAUAGAAUCGAAGAAAAGAGCCAAAGUAACGUUUCAGUAAAUACGAAUGAGCGUACAAGUUCAAAAGCUGUGGAUAGAUCGUCUGUAAAAAAUGACGGAGCAGAAAGUAUAGGGCCAAAAGGUUGUUCGAACGAACAUUUCUCAGUAGCGGAUAAACUGAGUUCCAAAGUUGAAAAUGAGAAAUCCCUUGAACCGUGUUUGAACCAAAACAGAAUGAAAAAUUCUGUAAAAUCUGAUGACAAUGUCCAAAGGAAUUCAUCUUCCGAUUCUCUGCGAGAUUGCGCAUCUCUACGGUCUUCUCCAAGAAACGAGCCGAAAGCAUCGAGCAUGAUGGAAUCGGUUCACGGAACUAAUGAAAAUGAACAAGUUGAUUUUGACUCAAUGAAUAAAGCAUUUAACGGUAUUCCAACAGAAAUAUCGAGUCAAAAGGGACCAUAUUAUAAUACAUUUACAAAAGAAAAGAUUUUGUCGGACCUGUAUGGCGAAAUGCAUGCACAACUCUUAAAUUCUACAGCCGGUACAAAUUAUUCAAAUUUGGUCCAGCAGGAUCUUAGGUCAUCCGAAAAUAAGCUUGCAACAAAUUCGAAUAAAGUUGAAAUAUCAUCGCCGGAUACUUCCCGCUCUGAAGGAGAAUUCUUUUUACAAAGUUCCGGUUCUUAUUCUCUAGGUGAAGUUAAAACGUUAAAUGCAGACGAACGUGACGACGAUAUUACAAUUUUUGUCACGAAAGAAAUGUUGACUUUAUGGAAUGAGUCUUCGAAAUCAUUGGUACAAAGUUUGGGGGAAAUUUAGAGUUGCUGCUUUGACGAAAAGUGCGCUGACUGACAGGCAUCCUGCCUGUUUUUAUAUGUGUAUUGCAAUUGAAGAUGCAACGACAGUGACGUAUUCCAUAUUACUCGUGCUUCCAAGUAAGC